AUGGUGAAAGGUGCAAUGCGAUGUUCUUCAAUGAGUAAUGGUGGCAAAUGGUUUGCUCAUGAAGUUUUACCAGAAGAGAAAAGGAGUCGUGAGGCUUGUACGAGCACUGGGAUCAUGCUGACUCAGGUUAAAUCAGCACUGCCUGAGGCUUUGAACUUGGAGCGCUUUCCUAAAUCGAAAUCUCAGCAGAAAUCCAGAGAGUAUCCUUUCUCCGGCCAUGACAACAAGAAUGCCUUAAAAGACAACAUCUCUGUCUUCAGUAAUGGUGUAGGACUCAGGAAGAGUCUUAAUGAUCCCAGACAGCAACACUCCCAUUUCUGCCUGUCCCACGACGGAGCUUACAGCAGCUCUGAAGAAACCGAGGGGAACAUGUCGGUCCAACACACUGAAUUCACGGUGAAGCAGGCUGUUAAUGUUCCCACCAGCACCAGGCGGUUCCCCCACAACCACAAGCAGAAAGCUGCAGAGGCAGCUCUGGAGGAUUUCAUGUGGUUUGGCAACUUGAAUGUCUCAGAGACCCUGCAAGUGCUGGCAGCUAACUGCUCAACACCAUCCAGGCCCCAACGUGUAGGACACUAGAUCAUAGAGAGGGUGAGGGGGACUUUCA
This is a messenger RNA of Trematomus bernacchii (emerald rockcod), 607 nucleotides long. It is a transcript of the gene tex36, whose product is annotated as testis expressed 36. The record is from RefSeq and is a predicted model, not a curated record. Lineage: Eukaryota; Metazoa; Chordata; Actinopteri; Perciformes; Nototheniidae.